GAGAGCAGAUUGAGCGAGAAGAAUAAAGGAGACAAGAAUGAAGAAGAAAAGGGAAAGGAAGCUCCUUCUAAAGACCUGGCCCGGAAACGAGGCACCAAAGCGGUGAAGGAUGUUAAAAAGGAAGAAAGUGUUCCCAAAACAGACACAAAAGUUAAAGCUGAAGCUGAGACCAAGGCCAAAGAGGAGAAGGCUAUCAACGAUAAGGUCAAGGCCAUGGAGAAAAAGCUGAUGGGGAAGGACAAAAAGGAGGAAGAGAAGGGUUUGGUGUCGAAGAAAGACACGGGGAAGGACAAAAAGGAGGAAGAAAAGGGCUCAGUGUUGAAAAAGGACACAGGGAAAGAUAAAAAGGAGGAAGAGGAGCGUAAAAAGGAAGAAAAGAAGGGUAAAAAGGAAGAGGAGAAGGAUAAAAAGGAAGAGGAGAAGAGCUCAGCAGCAAAGAAGGAGCCAGGGAAGGACAAAAAGGAAGCAGAAAAGGAUUCAGCAUUGAAGAAGGGCACAGGGAAAGACAAAAAGGAGGAUGAGAAGAGUUCAGGGACAAAGAAACAGGUGGAAAAAGACACAAAAGGAGAAGAUAAGAAAGAAAAAGAUGAAAAAGAAGACGAAAAGAGUUCAGCUUUGAAAAAAUCAAAGGCAGACGAGAAGGAGAAAUCCCCGCCAGAGACAGAAAAGGAGGAGAAACAGAGCAGCCCCUCCAAGCCCACCAGCAGCAGCUCCUCGGAUCAAGCCAAGGACGAUGAAGCCUCCAGCAUUUUCGAUGAGCUCAUCGAGAAGGUCAAGAACAACGACGCCGAGGUCACCGAGGUGAACGUCAACAACUCGGACUGCAUCAACAACGAGACCCUGGUGCGCUUCACCGAGGCGCUGGAGUUCAACACCGUGGUCAAGCUGUUCGCCUUGGCCAACACCCGUGCCGACGACCACGUGGCCUUCGCCAUCGCCAUCAUGCUGAAGUCCAACAAGGUGCUGACGAGCAUCAACCUGGACUCCAACCACAUCACGGGCAAAGGCAUCCUGGCCAUUUUCCGGGCGCUGCUGCAGAACAACACGCUGACAGAGCUGCGCUUCCACAACCAGCGGCACAUCUGCGGCGGGAAGACGGAGAUGGAGAUCGCCAAGCUGCUCAAGGAGAACACCACGCUUUUGAAGCUGGGCUACCACUUCGAGCUGGCCGGACCACGCAUGACGGUCACCAACCUGCUGAGCCGAAACAUGGACAAACAGAGGCAGAAACGCCUCCAGGAGCAGAAACUGGCACAGGAGCGUGGGGAGAAGAAAGACCUCCUGGAGGUGCCCAAGCCCGGAGCCCUGCCGAAGGGCUCCCCCAAGCCGUCCCCGCAGCCAUCACCCAAGGCUUCCCCCAAAAGCUCUCCCAAGAAAGGCGGGGCACCCGCCGCGCCGCCCCCACCUCCUCCUCCUCUCGCCCCACCGCUAAUCAAUGAGAACCUGAGGAACUCGCUCUCACCGGCAACGCAGAGGAAAUUGGGAGACCGGGCGCUGCCGGUCCAGGAGAAGAACUCACGGGACCAGCUCCUGGCAGCCAUCCGCUCCAGCAACCUCAAACAGCUCAAGAAGGUGGAGGUGCCGAAGCUGCUGCAGUAG
Apaloderma vittatum (bar-tailed trogon) is the source of this 1599-nucleotide messenger RNA. It is a transcript of the gene LMOD1, whose product is annotated as leiomodin 1 (smooth muscle). The record is from RefSeq and is a predicted model, not a curated record. Gene Ontology annotation, biological process: myofibril assembly; muscle contraction; pointed-end actin filament capping. Gene Ontology annotation, cellular component: myofibril; striated muscle thin filament. NCBI's taxonomy places the organism in Eukaryota, Metazoa, Chordata, Aves, Trogoniformes, Trogonidae. Gene Ontology annotation, molecular function: tropomyosin binding; actin binding. The annotation marks the transcript as partial. The transcript is spliced from 2 exons.